AUGGAGAUUGAGGACUCAUCGGGUCAAGUAUCUAUUGGGUUUCCUCUGGGUUUGGCCCUUCUCGUUACCUUGUUAUUGUUCAUUUGCUGCUUCUUUUGCUGCUGUUUACAUUGGAACAAGCUACAAUCUUUGUUUUCAUCUUCUGGGGUUAUCAACUCUCAGGCUCAGAUACAAGUAAACUUUACAUCCUCUCCACAGAAACCAGGGUUUCCUGUUUUGAUGAUGAAGCAGAACCAAGCUAGGAGCUUGCCUGUGCUGAUGCCAGGAGAUAAGGUCCCAAGAUUCAUAGCACUAGAAUGCCCAUGUCAGCCUCCAACAGAAGACAGGAUCACAAUCCAUGUGUCGAAGGCAGCACCGAGUGAUUUUAUUAUUUAA
Molecule: messenger RNA, 375 nt
Organism: Gastrolobium bilobum
Lineage: Eukaryota; Viridiplantae; Streptophyta; Magnoliopsida; Fabales; Fabaceae
Exons: 2
Coding region: 1-375 (124 amino acids)
Source: RefSeq, a predicted model, not a curated record